Messenger RNA from Letharia lupina, 393 nucleotides. RefSeq lists its product as uncharacterized. The coding region runs from base 1 to 393 and encodes 130 amino acids. The transcript is spliced from 3 exons. The record is from RefSeq and is a predicted model, not a curated record. NCBI's taxonomy places the organism in Eukaryota, Fungi, Ascomycota, Lecanoromycetes, Lecanorales, Parmeliaceae.
AUGGUCAAACAGGGGUUCGAUAUAAUCAAAGAUCACAAGAACAUUGCCAAGAACACUAAUCUAACAUUCGCUGGUCGGCCUAGGAUGUUUAAUCGCAGAGUCACAGAUGAGGACAUUCCCGAUUAUCAAGAAAACCUUCAUAAGACUGGGGUUGAAACAAAGGGCCAGACGGAGUACCCGGACUGGGAUGAAGGCAUGGUCAAAUGGUGUCGUGAUGAGUUCUUCGAAUUUCAAGACUCGGCAAGAGACCCGAAAGCAUUUCGAAACGGCUCGUUGGCAGCUAGUGUAGCUGAAAAUAAGAUGGCUGCCGACUCUUCCAGAGAGCGACCACCGAGAGAGCUUGUUCGAUUCGUGAUGGCGAGGAUGGCGCUCGAACCCCGUACAAAGCAAUAG